This is a messenger RNA of Onychostoma macrolepis, 4931 nucleotides long. RefSeq lists its product as uncharacterized. Bases 303 to 1985 code for a protein of 560 amino acids. The record is from RefSeq and is a predicted model, not a curated record. NCBI's taxonomy places the organism in Eukaryota, Metazoa, Chordata, Actinopteri, Cypriniformes, Cyprinidae. The transcript is spliced from 13 exons.
AGUUGCUCACGAACUCAGCAAAAGUUCACGAAAGUUCACGAGAGCAUAGUUCUCACGCAAUACGGAAGCGUUGCGUUUAUCGCCAUCACGUUAAUCUAGUGAUGUCCGUUAGUCAAGAUGAAGUGGGGGUUGCACUUAAAGCCAUUUUAGCCGCCUGUUAUUCUUGUUUAGGUGGUUCUGUCAGAUAAGUGUAUUGACUUGAAAUACUGUCACGCGAGCCGCAAUGACUCAUUCUUGCCGCCAAAAGCUCGCGCUCUAGUAAAGUACCUCAGCACUUACUGUUGUAUAACCUGAAACUGAGAAUGAGUGGAAGUGGGACGCAGUCUUUGUUUUUCCUCAAUCUUCCUGACCUGAGGAAUUUAUUUUGUGUAAAUCUGUUCUUCCCGAACAGUUACGAUGAAGCAGAGUUGAGAGACAAACAAGUGAAAACCUGCAGGGAGCUUGUUCUCUUGCAUUCAGACAUUGUUGCUUCUCCUGUGUUGGGCCAAUUUGGGGGCAUCACUGUUAUUAUGACUAUUGCAUUUUACAAGAGCGGUAUCAUCCAGGAUUUUGCACAGAAACAUGGUCUACAGAAAAAGAUUUCCUCAGUGACUCUGGAAAACUCAAUGCGGUUGGUAGUGCUUGAGCUGAGUAUCACUGAGACUCAAUUGUGUGUCAGUGUGGAAGCCAACACAGUCAGACUUCCUCCAGCUGUGAUACAUGAUUUUGAUAUUCCUGCUCCUGUGGUGAAAAAGUUCCUCCACACUAAUGAUGUUGUGCUGGAUACACUCAUGCCAAAUAAUUGGUGCCACGUUCUGCCAAGUAUGAAGAAAGGCCAAAUCAUUAGCAUCAGUCGCAGGAUUCCACAGGAAAGCCCAUUCCAAUCUUACAUGGAGUUUCAAAAGCACUGGAACAACAUGUAUGGAUAUCAGCUGCCCUCAGUAAGUGAAGAGGAAGUCGUCUACUGCAGUGUGUACUUUAAACCAAUAGGUGAAAAGCUGUUCACAUAUCCAUUGUGCUGCAUCCGCAUUCAACCGGUACAGUGCUUUCCCAGAGUGGACCUGCAGGGGGUGCUGGGAACCUUCGUAUCAGAUCUGCAGGCCGGACUGGAGAAUGUGUGCGGUUUUUCAGUGCGGAUGACCUCCAAGCCUUGCUACUACAGCUAUGAACUGAACAGACCAGACACUCAGUGCUUUGGGCCGCUGGCUGCAAACGUGACAACCGUAAACAGCAGCAGAGCUGUGCUGAACCAGCUUCCCAGCAGCUGCCCAUGGGACGCAGCGCAACACCGCUACAGUCAGUGUGACUCAACUGGAAAACAGACUGAAAAGAAAAAGAGAUUCAGUUUGGAUUUGUCUUUUGACCAGAAAGGCUGGACAUCCUCCAACUUGGCAACUCAGUCCUCUUCCUCUCCCACUAAUGUUCAUUUUACUCAAAUCCAGUCACAAUCUGCACUUCCAAGACCAAAGCUUGUGCCAAUCUUCAAAAACAAAUCCAACACCCACCAUGGGAACAUGACUGAGAUGCUUGCAGCGAAGCGGCAGCAGGGGUCGGAUUGGCAGAAGCUAACGGCGGUUAUGAGGCCUCUGUCAUCUACUUGUCUGUCAUCAUCUUCCAAACCCCACUACUCCACACCACCAGCCUCUUCUAAGCAGUUCCCCAGGCCUCCAGCCCCGGAGCGGAUGACUUUACCUUUUUCUAAAAGCACAGAAAAGACCAACAGCGGAGUCGAUGCGAUUAACCCUCCUCUGCCUUCAGUACAGACGCAGCCCCACAUCAUGCCUGAGAUCCCCAGCAAUAGAGGAGGAGACACGUUUGAGUCAAAACGAAAGAGGCUGAAACAGAGUGUGCAGAAUGUGGAGGUAUACGCAACAAGCAGUCAGCUCUCUAAGGUCAGCUCGGUGGCUCUGCAGGCAUGGUUGAAGAGUCGAGGGAUCAAUGUGCGCUCAAAGGAUAAGAAAGAGGAGCUGGUGUCAAAGGUCAUGAAAUGUCUGAGUGAAACCUAGGUGUGUUGGGUUCGGUUACUCGCUUAAAAAACACACACUAUAGAGACUUUCCAUACUGAGUUUUUGUUUGUUCCAUUGACAAACUCUGUUAACAGUUCAAUGCGUUUGCUACGAGUUACAACAUAUUCGUUGCACAUGACAUUUCAGCCUUUUUUUUUCUCAAGCAAGACCUUGUAAGCUAAAAUCUGUUGUUUAAUUGGAUCCAGAGUUUGGAAAGAGCUACAGAUAAAGAAAAAAAACAUGUCUUUCUUUGUGUAGUAGUCCUUUUUUCUUAACUCGAUGGUCAUUUGUCCGUCAUCAAACUUAACCUGUUACGUUUAGUUAAACUCUGCUCUGACUUUAAUCAAGACUUUGCAAAAGAAAAGGAAAGCAUUAACUUUGUCUCAGAUGUUUCUCCUAAAAUUAUUUAGAAGUAAACUCGGACACAAAUGAGACAAUUACUGACAUGCAGUAAGAAGAGAUAUAUAUAUAUAUAUAUAUAAUUCAUGGAAAUAGCAGCUCAGGAAUUUAAUAAGUUUAUCUUGAAAUCUCUUCUUUUGAUUGCAGACAUCAGUAUUUUGUUAAUCUCAGAAGAAAUGAUAAAAGAUCUAGAUGAGCCAUGUGAGAUUACUUUUGUGACAGGAUAAAAAUUCAAUUUUUAAUUUUGUUUCUAGCAUGUUUUCUCAGCGAUCUUGCCUGACAUACAGAAUUUCAGUUGGCAAUAAUGAACUUCAACAGUGAUGCAAGGUGACUUCUCAACCUUAAUGACACCACAGACUCCAAAGAAGAGUCAGAGGCUCUUGACUGAGAUGGAAAUCAGGCCCAGCCACUUUGAUGGCUAAUGAUAGGGGCCACAUUACGCUGAUUUCUGUAUCUUAAAAGAGCAAGAUCAUUCUUGUCUCUACUGCCCUUUAUACUGACAGAGCUUAAUGACCCAUACACAUCUGACUUGAAAAGCUUUGCAGUAUGUAGGAGGUCAUGCAGAAGCAAGAAUGCACUUCUGCGGGGCAAAUAUGGUCAGGCUUGAAAAAGUGAUGUGCAUUUUGCACAUCAAAGAUUUGAAUGUGAAACAGACUUGCUACCCACCACGCUGUGACUAACAGGUGACUGUUGUUCAUUACCGUAACGGCUUCUAAUAUCAGCACGUUUAAUUGGCGUAUAGCUAUAGUUUAUCGCGGUGAACAGGGGUUAGUUGAUUUAUAGACUCUUAGUUUAAGUCUUCAACCUCAUGCCACAGAUAAAGAAAAACGUUCCUUGAAAAUGGUUCCCACGCUUUGCAGAUUCAGGCCUUUUUUUGGUCUGCAUCAGCACAUGCAGCGAUUGAUAGAUGAUAUGUUUGAUGUAUUGCAGUCGAUGGUGCUUUUAAAACACUGUCUAAAUCAUUCUGUCAUAUUUAAUCUCAGAGACAAUUAAUUUAUUCAUAUGCGGUUGCUCUUCUGUUAUUUGUCGUUCAUUUACUGACAUCAGAGCACCCAUGAAUGCACUUUUGUUAAAGUGCCAGUCGCUACAAGGCACGGUAAAAAUUCCCGCUCCUGCGUGCCGCUUCAUGCUCUCAUCUCACAGUACAGGCCUCAGGACUCCUCCACUGCUCGGAUUUAGACUGUUUACCUGAGUUCUGACCUGCCAGACUAUACUUACAACCAGAUUAAUAUACAGAGUCAAGGAGUCUGCUGCUGUAAUUUAUGAGCUUCUACAAAUGAAGCAUUGAAGUACCAUAUUAAAUGCUGGAUUGACUAAGCAAUGAUGGGAUAUUUAUUUGCAGUUAACCCAAAUUACUUUUAGAAUUUUUUUAUAUUUCUUUGAACUAUGAAAAGGAGUUACAUUUGGUCUACCAGGCUAAGCAGUCAGCAAGAAGUAUGUGGGAAGACUGUAUUUACUCUUUCACUCUUUUGCAAUUCCCAGUAUUAUGAUUCAGUCGUGAUAACAACAUCACAUUAAUCCACAAGUAAUCCACACGACUCCAGUCCAUCAAUGAAUGUCUUGAGAAGAGAAAAGUUGCAUGUUUGUAAAAAAAAAAAAAAAAAAAAUCCAUCAAGACGUUUUAACUUUAAACUGUUGCUACCUGCCAUAAUCCAUUGGUUUCUCAAAUGAACAAGUUAUCUCCUCUGAAUCAGGAGAGAAAUAUGCAUAGAUCAAGCAACGUUUACAAAUGAAAACAGUCCAGAAAAGUUUCAAACAGAUAUGUGGGUGGAUUUUGAUGUGAGAGACAAUAGCAGAUGGACUUACUCAAUGGAGGAAGCGUUAUUAUGGAUUAUGGAUUUGUAUUUUGGCCAGAAGCGACAGUUUAAAGUUAAAACGCAUUAGUUAUGCAUUUGUUUCUUACAAACACAGCUUUUAGCCUCACAAGACAUUACUGUAUGGACUGGAGUCAUGUGAAUUACUAUUAUUAUUAUUAUACAAAAAUAACACAUUUUGUUCAUAAAAUAAUACAAGCAACUUACCCUCAAGCAUUUAAAUCCUCAAGCCUUUCAUUUUAACAGAAUAUUGGUAAAAUGCUAUAAAUUUCUGUCCACAGAAAUGUUGAACAUAUGCAAAUGUAAAUGAAGAGUUAAUUUGCAAAAACAGAUAACUCCGUUUUUAACCAUUCUCAAAAAUCAUGUUUUUUCAUUGUGCAUUCCAAUUAAUCUCAAUGAAACUGCAAUUGUUUUUUGACUAGGUUAAAAAAUAACAAAAAAAAAAAAUAGCUAACUAACACAAUAAAAACAUGAUAACAUAAUAAAAACCAUGAUUUUUGAAAAUUAUCUGAAAGUUAUCUGUUUUUGCAAAUAAACUCUUCAAAUGUAAAUUAAGUGUACCUACUACCUACACGUUGUGUUUCCAAAUGCAGGUUGAACUAUUAUAAGCUGUAUGUGUGUAAAUGAACUCCACGACAGUCUGUACAGUAUACUUCAAUUAAAUCGCAGCCUUUGAUUUGAUUAUCACAUUUUGAUAAGUCAUAUUUUUAUUUCAUUUUUAUUUAGAUCAACU